AACCCUAAUCCUAAUCCGUUUUCUAUUUCUCCCUCACAACAGUUCAUCCUCUCUUCUAGGGUUUCUUUCUCUCCAAAAUUUUCACCCUCAAUCUCGCAAGCUUCUUCACGUUCCCAGAGCAUCAUCUUUUCAAAUCGCAAUGACGCCUCCGGCGAAGCCAAUGCGACCACAACAUGAAGGCAGCGGCAGAUACUCGGAGGAUUCUUCGACUCCUUCCAACAACCUAUAUGUUGCGAAUCUAUCGCCGGACGUAACAGAUUCCGAUCUGAUGGAUCUGUUCGUUCAGUACGGUGCUCUCGAUAGCGUCACAUCUUAUUCCGCUCGCAAUUACGCUUUCGUGUUCUUCAAACGCAUUGAUGAUGCAAAAGCUGCUAAAAACGCUCUUCAGGGAUUCAAUUUUCGUGGCAAUUCCUUGAGAAUUGAGUUUGCUAGACCGGCAAAGACAUGCAAACAGCUUUGGGUAGGUGGCAUUAGCCCAGCUGUUACAAAGGAAGACUUGGAAGCUGACUUCCGUAAAUUUGGUAAAGUUGAGGAUUUCAAGUUCUUCAGAGACAGAAAUACUGCAUGUGUUGAAUUUUUCAAUUUAGAUGAUGCUAUUCAGGCAAUGAAAAUUAUGAAUGGGAAACAUAUCGGUGGGGAAAAUAUCCGUGUUGACUUCCUCCGAUCAAAUUAUGCAAAAAGAGAUCAAGGGCUUGAUUAUGGGCAAUUUCAAGGCAAAAGCUUUGGGCCUUCUGAUUCUUAUUCUGGACAUAAAAGGCCACUACAGAAUUCACAACCUCUAAUGAGGAGAAAGGGUGACGGUCAACCCAAUAAUAUUUUGUGGAUCGGUUAUCCUCCCAAUGUUCAGAUCGAUGAGCAAAUGCUCCACAAUGCCAUGAUCCUAUUUGGUGAAAUUGAGAGAAUCAAGAGUGUUCCUUCAAGAAAUUUUUCAUUUGUUGAAUUUAGAAGUGUUGAUGAAGCCCGGCGUGCAAAAGAGGGUCUUCAAGGGCGCCUUUUCAAUGAUCCUCACAUAACAAUUAAUUAUUCUAAUGCUGACCAGGUACAAGGCAAAGACUACCCUGGCUUUUAUCCUGGAAGUAAUGGGCCAAGACCUGAUUUAUUCCUAAAUGAGCAUCCAUAUCGACCUGCACAAAUGGAUUUAUUUGGUCAUAAUCGUCCUAUGAUUCCGAAUAGUUUUCCUGGACAAUUGCCAAGUGGUGGUAAUGUUGGUCCAAACAUACCAAUGCGGCCUUUUGGUCCUAAUGGUGGUCCUGAAUCUGUUGUUUCUGGCCCUGAGUUUAACGAGAAUAGUACACUACACAAGGGUCCAAACUGGAAACGGCCAUCUCCUCCUGCACAAGGGUUGCUUUCUUCUCCUGUACCGGGUGCUAGGCUUCCUGCAAGAUCAUCCUCUGGUGCAUGGGAUGUACUUGACAUAAAUCAUAUUCCAAGAGAUUCUAAGCGGUCAAGGAUAGAUGGUGCAUUACCUAAUGAUGAUCCUUAUGCAGGGAGGGGUAUCCUUGGUUCAGCAAGCACGAGGAUUACAGGUGGAGUACAUGCUGUCCAACCUGAUCAUAUAUGGCGCGGACUUAUUGCAAAAGGAGGAACUCCUGUUUGUCGUGCUAGAUGCAUCCCUGUAGGGAAAGGGAUCGGGACAGAGCUUCCUGAAGUUGUGGAUUGCUCAGCUAGGACGGGAUUGGAUACACUCGCAGCACACUAUGCUGAUGCAAUUGACUUUGAGAUUGUUUUCUUUCUGCCUGAUAGUGAAAAUGAUUUUGGUUCAUACACUGAAUUCCUACGCUACCUUGGUGCAAAAAAUCGUGCUGGUGUUGCCAAAUUUGAGAAUACAACUUUAUUCUUGGUGCCUCCUUCAGAUUUCCUGACGGAUGUUCUGAAAGUCACCGGACCGGAACGUCUAUAUGGUGUCGUUCUCAAGUUUGCACCAGUACAAAGUGGUGUGCCCGUGCACCAAUCAUCACAUUUGCCUGUACCGUCAAAUCAAUAUAUGCAGCAGAUGCCUCCUUCACAGGCUGAAUAUGAUAUGAAUCCUGCAAAAGAGGAACAAGUUUUAGCAAUGAAUUACAACCGAAUGUUGCACGAGGAUUCUAAGCUUCCUGCUAAACAAGUAUACCCACCUACAGGUGGGCCUUCUUCAGUUCAGCCUGCAGCUUCGGACUAUGCUCUAAACACUGCUGCUUCUGGGUCUCAAGCUGGAGUUGCAUUAACACCUGAGCUUAUUGCAACUUUAGCUUCUUUUCUGCCCACAAAUGUGCAGUCACCUGCUAUUGAUGGUGCUAAGUCAGGAGCAGGCUCCUCAACUGUGAAGCCUCCAUUUCCUCCUGUGGCACCUAAUGAUGGAAACCAAUCUCAAAUAUGGAAACAGGAUCAUCAAAUUGCGGAUCAAUCCAUUCAUCCAUCUCAGCAGUUUAGGAAUAUGUAUAACAGUCAUAAUGCUCAUCAUCAGCCUUACCCGCCAGCAUCAGCUCCUGGCCACACUGCUCAAGCGUUCUCUGGCAGUUCUCAUAUUCAAGACAAUGCUGUUAACCAGCAACAGCAAGGAGUUGUUUCAUCUAGACUCGUGUCUAAUUUUGUGACACCUACUCAAAGUGGACAGGUAGCUGCAUCCCCCCAUUUCAGUCAUCAGUAUCAGGCUGAAGUUCCCCCCAAUACUCAGAAAGGCUUUCCAGGAAGUGAUGUCUCUGUUUUAUACAAUUCUCAGGCUUUCCAGCAACCUAAUAAUAACCACCAUCCUUUCCAGCAACCUAAUAAUAACCCCCAGCAUUUCCAGCAAUCUAAUAAUAACCCCCAACCUUUCCAGCAACCCAAUAAUUCUAUUGCCUUAUCUAGUCAAGUUAACAGUGCUAAUCCUCAGCAUCAGCCUGUCAUGCAAUAUACUGCAGACCAAGUAAACUCAAACCCUCCCAUCCAACAACAUCCUGCCUUUGGAGUUGGUCAAGGCCCCCCAGAAUUGGAGGCUGAUAAGAACCAGAGAUACCAGUCAACAUUGCAGUUUGCUGCCAAUCUUCUACUCCAAAUACAGCAGCAGCAAACACAAGGAGCACAUGGGCCAGGAGUUCAACAAUAAGAAUUGUUUUCUGUUUGCAAAAAAUCAUCAUCAUAUCCUAAAGUUAUCGUUAAUUUUGACUCUCAAAUGGACGCGUAGGCAAUGUGUGUGGUUAGAGAGACGCAUGAAAAGCUAGCGACAGAGGUGACGAUGAUUUGACGAAUUCAGCAAGGAUUUCUUUAAAUUAUUCUCAUAUUAGGAUCUUUUAGUCUUUUUCUUCUUAACAUUUGUUUUAUCUACAAGCUAUAAAAUUGUAAGGUUUUUUGACUCAAUUGCAAGGUUGGAUUAUGAUUUUUGUUUCUGUUCGAUAUACGCGUUGUAUUUUUUCCAUCUCAAACUUGUACCGACGUGUCA
Molecule: messenger RNA, 3397 nt
Organism: Medicago truncatula (barrel medic)
Lineage: Eukaryota; Viridiplantae; Streptophyta; Magnoliopsida; Fabales; Fabaceae
Product: flowering time control protein FPA
Exons: 6
Coding region: 140-3064 (974 amino acids)
Molecular function (GO): RNA binding
Source: RefSeq, a predicted model, not a curated record